AUGAACUCGAACACGUGUUCGAAUGGUGGCAAUGGUAUUGGCGCGCAGGGCAAUGGUAGUACUGGUCAUGCAUCCAACGUAUCCACCAAUGGUACUGGUCUGCAGUUGAACCCUGCUGCGCAAUACAAGAAGGAUGCAUCACUUGUUGACAUAUUUGGUCCCCAUGUGCAACCUGGGAGGGUGCUCCUUGAUGAAAUCAUUCGAUGUUACAAGGUGCCGUCUCAGAAGAUUCUGCCGUGGUACAGUGGCCAGACACGGGUGAUCGCACGGCACGAACUGAAUGACCGCCGGCAAGAAACGGUGCUGGCGACCUAUGUGAAGAGUGUUCAGGAGAAGGGGAUCGUUCGUGGCGUCAGGGGAGACGCUUGGUUGGUGGCGCCGGACAAUGAUAAAGAUGAGCUCCAGUACAAAGCUUUGACCUUUGCCACAUUGUCCGAAGCAUUCUACAAAGCUUACGAAGCUGAAGACUCUCACCAGUGGCCCAACCUUCAGCUGACUGCCCGCUCUGAGCGUUCGUGGCAGAACUACAAAAUCCAACACGGUAUUACCAACCGGCACUCCAGCUAUGAGACGAAAUACAGAGAACUGUUGGAGGUUCAGUACCCAUCCGUGUGGGCAUCCUUUCGGUCCUUUGAAGCCACAAGGUACGUGCACAAUUCCUUGGCCAAGCUUCAAUGUCUUGGUGAAUUUCGUCAGUUUAUGGCCGACCACUGCAGCUUCUUAGAUCCUGGACUUUCUCAUGACAAUGCUGUGUCAACCUUCAAGGACAUGUUGUCUUGCCUUGCCACCGUCUUCAACGCUAUGACCGAGGAAGAGAAGAAGGCUUUAGCACUAGAAGCUUUGAACCUGUGUGCUGCUUGGUAUCGCACAUGGCUCAUUCGAAUGUCUGAGCUAUUUUAUCAUCUCAAUUUCUUGUGGGCCUUUUGGGGAUUCCGGUGUUGA
This is a messenger RNA of Cladocopium goreaui, 942 nucleotides long. Lineage: Eukaryota; Dinophyceae; Suessiales; Symbiodiniaceae. The record is from the annotation of a GenBank genome assembly.